This is a messenger RNA of Sipha flava (yellow sugarcane aphid), 459 nucleotides long. RefSeq names its product protein GVQW3-like. Lineage: Eukaryota; Metazoa; Arthropoda; Insecta; Hemiptera; Aphididae. Bases 1 to 459 code for a protein of 152 amino acids. The transcript has a single exon. The record is from RefSeq and is a predicted model, not a curated record.
AUGGAACAACGUAAUAUUGAACAGCGGUACGCGAUUAAAUUUUGCGUUAAACUCGGUGAUUCCGUUAUGAAAACGUACGGUAAAUUGGUGAAAGUGUUCGGUGAUGAAGCCCUAAGUCGUGCUCAGGUGUUUCGAUGGCAUAAAAAUUUUAAAAAUGGUCGUGAAAGCGUCGGGGAUGAACCGCGAAGUGGGAGACCGGUUGAAUCUCGAACUGACAACAAUGUUCAGCAUGUGCGCACUCUCGUGCGUCAAGAUCGGCGUUUAACCGUUCGAAUAUUGGCUGAUGAACUUAAUUUGAAACGAGAAACCGUUAGAAAAAUUUUAACUGAUGAUUUGUCCAUGAAAAAACUGUGUGCCAAGAUGGUACCGAAGAACCUUUCGGCGGAGCAAAAACACGUGCGAAUGUCCAUCGUACAUCUACACCUGCAUAUAAUUCAUGUGCUCAUCUUACACAUUUAA